Microdochium trichocladiopsis is the source of this 2010-nucleotide messenger RNA. Its product is annotated as DIE2/ALG10 family-domain-containing protein. Gene Ontology annotation, cellular component: endoplasmic reticulum. Gene Ontology annotation, molecular function: dolichyl pyrophosphate Glc2Man9GlcNAc2 alpha-1,2-glucosyltransferase activity. NCBI's taxonomy places the organism in Eukaryota, Fungi, Ascomycota, Sordariomycetes, Xylariales, Microdochiaceae. Bases 1 to 2010 code for a protein of 669 amino acids. Gene Ontology annotation, biological process: protein N-linked glycosylation; dolichol-linked oligosaccharide biosynthetic process. The transcript is spliced from 5 exons. The record is from RefSeq and is a predicted model, not a curated record.
AUGGACCUCGCGCCGCCCUUAGGCGUCACUCAAUUGGCCACUGCUGCUUGCCUGCUCGCCGCGGCCUUCGUGUACCACAAAGGCACGCCAGCAACACGAGCUACGGAGCACACAUUGGCAACAAUUACAGCCGGUGUUGUCCCGUUUGUUUGUGGACUGACAUGGCUCAAGUUGGUCACGAAAGCAGUGCCUGAGCCAUACCUGGACGAGGUGUUCCACAUACCGCAAGCGCAGGUGUACUGCGAGGGAAGAUAUUUUGACUGGGAUGACAAGAUCACCACACCACCAGGCCUAUAUCUUUUGAGCAUCUGGCUCAUCCAGGGCACGGCAUGCUCCGCAAGAAACCUUCGCAUGGUCAAUGUCGGCAUUGUCGCCUGCAUUGCAAUUGUCGCGGCACUAUGCCUCGAGCUCCAGCGGCGAAAAAGACCAUCCCAGCCUGCGGUCGGCGCUCUGGGCGCUGGAACAAAUGUUGCUCUAUUUCCGGUCAUCUUCUUCUUCUCCGGCCUUUACUACACGGACGGGGCAUCGACGUUGGUCGUACUGCUGGCAUAUUGGAGCCAUCUUGUUCGCGCCGAACAAACACGGCCGUCAAUCUUGUCGGAUCUUAUGACCAUCAUUCUGGGUCUGACAUCACUCGUCAUGAGACAGACCAAUAUCUUCUGGGUAGUCGUCUAUAUGGGUGGCCUCGAAGCCGUCAAUGCUGUCAAGGGUUUACAGCCAGAACCGGUGGAGCGCCCGCAGUCUGACAACCUGAUCACAGAGGUCAAGUUCUACUUGUCAAGGUAUGCGGUAGGAGAUGUUCAUGAUCCAUCUCUCACCAUAGCUACGCCCAUCGUGGACGUUGCGCUCUGUGCAAUCAGCCUCCUGGCUGCUGGUGCAUGUAAUCUUCUGCCUAUUCUCCGCCGAAUAUGGCCUCACAUAACUGUCCUGUCCGCCUUUGUGGGCUUCGUGGUCUGGAAUGGUGGCGUUGUUCUCGGUGACAAGUCGAACCACGUUGCAACGCUACACCUCGCACAGAUGCUCUAUAUCUGGCCGCUCUUUGUCUUCUUCUCGGCACCCCUCGUCUUGUUGCCGGUCCUCCAGCUAGUGCAACACGCAUGGGCAAGCCUCACUGAGCAAAACAGGCACAGCAAGCCAACCACCAAACCUUCCCAAACCAUGACCGCCUCUUUCGCCACGAGCCAGCUCGCCCAGGGUGUCAUUGUGCUCACCGCGGCUCUGGGCGUGGCAGCAGGGGUGGUCCAUUUCAGCACCAUCAUUCAUCCCUUCACACUCGCCGACAACAGACACUACAUGUUCUACGUCUUCAGAUACUCGAUCCUGCGCGCGUGGUGGGUUCGCUUCGCGCUUGUGCCCGUGUACGUUGCCUGCGCUUGGCUAUGCUGGAUUACUCUGCAGGGACGUUGGGAUGGCAGUACCGUCGCCGGCCCACAAGACUGCCAGCAGCGCAAUCGCUGGGUCUGUAGCCCGUGGUGGACCGAAGACUCGGUCACGGCUUCUCGCGGUGGUCAUGAGAGCAUCAUCAUCACUGGCCAGAAGGCCGACAAGAAGCAGGUCCAAGGGCGGCACAGUCUGGAAACGAACGAGCCAACAGCGCCAAGUACCUCGACAGUCUUGAUCCUGCUCGUCGCCACGACGCUGUCCCUGAUGACGGCCCCGCUGGUGGAACCGCGGUAUUUCAUCCUGCCUUGGGUCUUCUGGCGCCUUCUCGUGCCCGCGUGGCCGUUGUCCAUCCCGACGCCAGAGACCCGGCCAUCGCCGCGGCCACCAGCGAGCUCACACGUACCCGAUCAGAGGGGGCAAAGCGCAGCCCUCAGCGCAAAGGAGUCCAGCAGCUCGCCGGCCCGACCAUGGUGGGCGAGGUUCGACGUUCAGAUCCUGCUCGAGACGGUGUGGUUUGGCAUCAUCAAUGCCGCGACCAUGUACAUCUUCCUCACGCGCCCGUUCUACUGGAAGAACCCGGAUGGCAGUCUGGCCGACGGCGGGCGGGUGCAGCGGUUCAUGUGGUGA